Syngnathus typhle (broad-nosed pipefish) is the source of this 1310-nucleotide messenger RNA. Its product is annotated as microfibrillar-associated protein 3-like. The record is from RefSeq and is a predicted model, not a curated record. The coding region runs from base 166 to 978 and encodes 270 amino acids. NCBI's taxonomy places the organism in Eukaryota, Metazoa, Chordata, Actinopteri, Syngnathiformes, Syngnathidae. The transcript is spliced from 3 exons.
CAAAUUGUCUGUGGCGUUACCUGCCAGUUAGCCGCGCCUCCUCGGUCUACGUCAUUGUUUUGCACCUUCACGCGGAAAUAGACAACGCAACCGAAUUGAACUCUUUCGACUUUUAACGCAGUUUUGACGUGAACAAGAGAACUUUGGGGUCUGCCCGCUGUCGCCAUGGCAACCGUUACAAACAUCCCCAUGCUGCUGCUGCUCCUCCUCCUCCGCGUCUGCGUGGUAGAUGGCGCUGCCGAGAACCGCUCGGAGGCCGCACCCGCCCGUGUCGUGCUCAAGGAGGGAACCGAUGCACGGCUUGAGUGCAACGUAACCGGGGUGGGUGGCAAUGUCACAUGGUACGGUCCUGGCGGACGGCUGCCCGUGGAGGACCCGGGCGGAAAGUGGCUCGUUGAGGAACGCGGUGGCCUCAACAUCAGCGUCGUCUCCUUCGAGGACCGCGGCCGCUACACCUGCGUGUGGGAGGACGGCGGCAACUACAGCGUGACGGUCCGCGUGGCCUACACCCACAGCGGCCUGGGCGUCUACUACGUGGGCGUGUGCCUGGCCACCUUCUCCGUCACCAUGGUCCUCAACGUGGCUCUGCUGGGCAUGGUCCGCAGCCACCUGAAGAAGACAGAGCGGGCCGUCAACGAGUUCUUCCGUACCGAGGGCGCAGAGAAACUCCAGAAGGCCCUGGAGAUCGCCCGCCGCAUCCCCAUCAUCACGUCGGCCAAGACGCUGGAGCUGGCCAAGGUCACGCAGUACAAGACCAAAGAGUUUGCGCGGCACAUGGAGGAGCUGGCCCGCAGCGUCCCCUUGCCACCGCUAUUGCACAACUGCCGCGCCGCGGCCGACGAGGUGGGCAAUGCCGAGCCCCCGGACGGUAGCAGGGAGGCAGCCGGCGGCGACGGGGCGCCGGCGGGGCUGCUGGCGGGGGCGGGGGAUGGAGAAAGCCACGUAGCCCGCCUGGAGGUGUUGAUUCACUCGCCGUAAAGUUUGAAAACGGGCAAGGAAUGCAUUUGUGAACAGCACCAAGAAAAACAAUUGUACCGCGGAUUGGAAAAAGGAAAAUAGCGCUGUCUGUUGAUCGACCACCAGGGGGCGCUGUGCCGCUGUGUAUCACUCCAAGUCCAAGGCUUUUGGUUCACGUAUGCUGACGUUCCCGUUCAUUCCACUGCACCUUGUCUGGUCAUUGUCCACGGGAAAUCAAUUCGAUUGAAAAAUGAAACCAAAAGGAUUUGGAGCAUUGGCAGUGCUCACGUCAAGAUCUCUUGGUGUUCUUUUUAAUGUGUUGUAGAAGUAAAACCGUUUCAUGUACUGUGAAA